UCUUCGCCACGCCUAUGACCAAAUCUAUUGUAGCCCCAAGAUGAUGCGUGCUCUUGCCGGAUACCAGACGGUCACGCUUAUGAUUUUCGGGAUUCCUCAUCUUUUUGUAGCCGACCCCGUGACUCGCAUUCUUUGGGUGACAGUUAGACCCUCUGUUAAGGUGGUCACGUGGUUGACUGAUAUAUAACCCAUAUCAAACGUGUGUCAGGCACACACUUUCGAUUUGUUUCCAUUGUGGUAAGAACCAAAGACUACAUCUCUUGGAUUACACAUCGUGGGAUAUGAUCAAACAAAAUCAUGGGGUCACAUGGUUGCUCGUCACUUGCACACUGAUAGGUCUUGUGGCUAGCACUCAAAAUGAGAAGCGAUUAACAAGCAACAAUUCUACAACCUCAAGUAACACUCUAGCAACCAGCAAGAAAGAUUCAUCGGCCAAGAAUGGUACUGCAGAAUUUGUUAGAUUGCAUAGACGCGCACCGAGAUUUGAUACUGCAGGAUCAAGUCCUUGGGUUAGAGUCUACAACCGACCACCAGGUAGUAAAACAGAUUCAUUUUUCAAUUAUGAAACAAGAGGCAACACUAGUGCUCACACUAGUGGAGAAGCAUGGUCUGGUUUCGAAGAAAAUGUUUUAAAGGAUAAUGCUCCCGCCGCUAAAGAAGAUUUAAAUGCACAAGUCCAGGACAUCCUACGAGUGAAACCAAAAGGCAAAAACAGCGCUUUAAGCAAUACAAAGAUUAAAACACCCGAAAUUCAACAAGAGAUCCCACAAGGAAAAACAGUUUCCCCACCCACAAAAACACCUCAGACAACAGUAUCAUCAGCUCCAGUAAAUAAUGACGCUCAGAAAAAAGGCUACAUUGCUUGGUCGUCCAAUGAUGGUGCGUCGCCUUCUAGAUGGGCUUCGAAUGAUGCUGCUGAUUCUGAAAGCAAAGACCCAACUCCUGCAAUUGAAGAAACCAUUACGACGAAAGACGGCAAUCGAUGGAAAGUGGUAGGUAAAGGUGGUGAAGGCUGGGAAGUUGUAGAUGAUAAAGGUGCUGUUGAAUGGAAAAUCGAAUAUGAUGAUGGGGAGUGGCGAGUCACAAGUACCGGAAAUGCUCCCAAUGAUGUAGAAUGGGCUGAUCCUGAAUACGUGUGGGGACCUUCCGAUGGAUCCCUGUCUGAAGAUGAUGAAUAUAAUUCUUGGCCUGCUGAUGAUUACGGUUACACGCCACCUUGGAUAGAUCCUCAAACUUAUGUUCCAGAUUAUGGAAAUUACAGCUGGCCAAAGAAAGGUGAUGAUAUCCAAAAGCCUGCCUCUGCCAAGGACGAAGCGAGACAAGAUCCCAGUUCUGGAUGGCAAGAUCCAGUGGGGCAACAAACCAGUUUCAAAGAGCCAGUUCCUUAUGGAACACGACGCAGAACCUUGCCUGAAAAAACUCGAGUCAACAGUGCAGAAAGGCGAACAAGUAACGAAAACGCAGAGACAGCAGAUCACAGCGUAGACACCGAGCCCCCACAAGCAGACCAGCCAACACCAGGAAAGUCCUGGAGGCCAAGUGGAACUAUUAUAGGUGCAAGUCCGGAGUGGGUGGAAGGAUAUGGAAGCAAUGCAUGGGAGGGAGACAAUUCUGGAUGGAAUGCUGGCUAUGGCAGAGAAACCUGGAUCGCUGAGAACAAAGAUUAUCCUUCUGGACAAUGGGUACCAAAACCUGGCCCUGGGCAAAUCAAAACUAAUAUUAACGAAAACAGUGAAGGAAAUGCCAAAACUCCUAUCCGAGCUUGGGGCACCGGAUAUGGAAGCAAGACCUGGAAAGGCUCUGAAUGGAACAGCAAUGUUGUUUGGAAAACAGGAUUCGGAGGACCAUUACCGUGGUCAGAUGAUAACAGCACUUGGAAAUUUCCAGAUUCAGAUACUAAGCUAAAUGAUUUAAAUAAAAAUAAAAGACCCCCGGUUUGGUCUCAACCAGUACCCAGUACAGAGAGUACAGCUGAUGCAGGUAGAAGAGAAAGCGGUUCCACUGAAAAGAAACCAGAUGCUGUCGACACUAAACGUCUUAUAAGACCUUUUAACAGAGGAAAUAAUUUACGCAAAACGCCACCUCAUAGAAGAACUGAAGGCGAAAGCUGGGGUGAUGAUUCAAGCACCGGAGGCGUCGUGUGGAAAGAAGACAUACAGCCCCCAGCAGGUCAAUCACCAACGAAAGUGGAUGGUAGUCAGAGUAACACUUGGCAACCAGUCGGUUGGAGAAUAAGUGGGCCAAGUGGAAAGCAGAAAGAUACGGUAACUUCAUGGAAGUCAGGUCGUCCAAAUAAAAGCAGUAAUUUGAUUAGUGUAUUAUGGAAAACGGGAACUGAUAUUCCAAGUGAUGCGGUACCUGCUGAGUGGGAUAGGACGCAGUUUCCAAACAGCAAUUCAGACGGUACUCCUGCUUGGAACUUCGAUGGGUGUAAAAUGACCAUAAAAUGCGGGUCGAAAACUCCAGAUGUUAGUGAUGACAGCAUAGAUAUAAACACACCUCCAAGUACGCAAGGUGAUACAUACCCACCACCUACAGAAUCUCCGCCAUCGAAUGUCGGUAAAAGCUGGAAGCCUCCAAAAAGUUGGAGACCUCCAUCAUGGGAACAACCUAGCCCACCUUCUGGAAUGAGAUGGAAAUCGCCACCUCCUACCGUGCCAACAACAAGUGUUCCUUGGAAAUCACCCCCGACUUCACCAAGUGUGGCAUGGAAAUCUCCUCCUUCCUUACCCCCAAGCGUAACCUGGGAACAACCAACUCCAAGUAUGAGCUGGAGAAAACCUACACCACCAAGCACAGCGUGGAGACAGCCACCAUCCAGCAAAAUUUGGAAACAACCUACACCACCACCGACAUUAACAUGGACAGAGCAAACACCAGAUUCUCCAAGUGUGAGUUGGAAUUCACCUCCGCCAAUGAGAUGGAAAAGACCUGGCAGAAAACCAACUAAGAGUUGGAAACCUCCACCAACCAAAAGCUGGAAGCCUCCAAUAGGGCCAAGUCAAACCUGGACACCAGCUAUCGCAACGCCCGCACCAGAUGUAUUUCCCCCUCAAACAAAGCCAGAUUGUAAAGAUGGCACACCACAACCAACUGCACCACCAAGUAUUGAGGACAAUGAUGAUGACACGGGACCACCACAAAUCAUAAUUAUAACUAAACUUCCAAAUGGUCUAAAGCCACCUGGUGUAGCUGAUGACAGUGAUACUAAAGAUACUGCAAAACCUCCAAGUGGUCCAUGGAUUUUUCCUCCCAGAAAAGGGAGCCCAAAGGGCGGCAAAACCAGAAAAGAUAAAAAAGUUCCUGUGGGAGGUAGUGUAAAUAGAUGGCCAGCUCGCCCUCCAAAGAGAAAUUCGAAACCAUCCAAUAAACAAAAGGGAUGGCCUAAAGGUAUGCUGCCUCCAAAUUUCGGAUGGACAAGUAAUAGUUUGCGAAGAUCGACAACAAAGAAACCAGUUAUGAUUAGCGGAUGGAAACCUUCAGAUAACACAAAACCAAAAACUUGGAGACAAAUGUUGAAAAAACUGAUUAACGGACGAUAGAAAACGUGCGCUAAUACUGCUUUAGAUAAUAAAUUGCUAUUAUGUUUUUUAAAUUUUAUAUUCUUUUAAGUAUAAAUAGCAGAGAUUUUAGAGACAGAAGGGAGCUCAAUAAAACUUCUUUUAUUGAUAAAACGGUAAAUUUAAAUCUUCUUUAGGCAGUCUUUCAAAAUAAACUUUUUUUUUUCAGUGCCAUUAAUAUACGCAUCAAAAACACCGCCAUUUGAAACCUUUAAUCAUUUGCAAAAAAAAAAAAAAA
Stegodyphus dumicola is the source of this 3798-nucleotide messenger RNA. RefSeq lists its product as uncharacterized. The record is from RefSeq and is a predicted model, not a curated record. Lineage: Eukaryota; Metazoa; Arthropoda; Arachnida; Araneae; Eresidae.